AUGUCAUCCCAAUUCGGCCGCGAGGCCAUCGAGAUCAAGACGCCCCGGGUCCUCAUCCGCACCGGCGUGGCCUCCGACGCCGCCGCCUACUCGCGGUACGCAACCUCGCCCGCCAACUUUCCCUACGGCGGGUGCGAGCCCUCCAUGACGCCCGGCAAGGCCGCGGAGCGCAUCGCCCUCUUUGCGCGGCGGACCGCCGACGGCAGGUUCGCCUGCGUGCUCUUCUUCUCGCGCGCGACCGGCGACCUCGUCGGCUACGGCGGCUACAACUGCUUCGAGGUCGUCGACGACGCCGCGCUGUUCCUCGCCGCCGGCACCGGCGGCGACCCCGACGGGAAGAUGAAGGAGAGGAGCGCGGUGAUGGCGGACGUGGGCAUCAUGCUGGACCGCCGCUUCUGGGGCCAGGGCUACGGGCUGGAGAUUCUGAUUGGGCUGGUCGAGGGGGCGAGGCGGGAGGUCGGGGCAGAGCUGUACCGCACGGAGACGGAUCCGGAGAAUAAAGAGUACAGGGCGCUGAUGGAGCGCGCGCAGCUGGGCGGCUGCGUGAGCGGCGAGAGGGCGAGCUACGAUGAGCAGAAGGAGGUGCUGCAGUGGAGAUGGGACGCAAGGGCGUGGGAGGAGGCCAAGAGGAAGAUUCAGGACAAGGGGCGAUGGGUUGAUAUCGAGUAG
This is a messenger RNA of Akanthomyces muscarius, 669 nucleotides long. RefSeq lists its product as uncharacterized. Gene Ontology annotation, molecular function: acyltransferase activity, transferring groups other than amino-acyl groups. The transcript has a single exon. Bases 1 to 669 code for a protein of 222 amino acids. Lineage: Eukaryota; Fungi; Ascomycota; Sordariomycetes; Hypocreales; Cordycipitaceae. The record is from RefSeq and is a predicted model, not a curated record.